Messenger RNA from Penicillium paradoxum, 2793 nucleotides. RefSeq names its product secretory pathway Sec39 family protein. Bases 1 to 2793 code for a protein of 930 amino acids. The record is from RefSeq and is a predicted model, not a curated record. Gene Ontology annotation, biological process: retrograde vesicle-mediated transport, Golgi to endoplasmic reticulum. NCBI's taxonomy places the organism in Eukaryota, Fungi, Ascomycota, Eurotiomycetes, Eurotiales, Aspergillaceae. The transcript has 3 exons.
AUGGCUCUCGAAGAGUUGUCAGAUGCGCAUGCCAUCUUGCUAGCUACAUAUUUUUGUGCAGAUGGUAAUGUGGCGGACUUGCCUAUUCUACAGGCCCGGUUUCCCCAUUGUUUCCCAUUGAAGCGCCUCCUACGUAUCAUCUUGACCUUUCUCCCAGAGAGCACAGAGCCCUCCCACUACGUCUCAGUACUACAAGAGCUAGUCAAUAGCUCAAGUCCACCGAUAGAUCGAACGAUCGACACCUCUGCUGUCCAGGACUUGUCCGAAUCGACUGCCAGAAAGCGUGUGCGACAGCUUAAUUUACGGCCAUUGCAACGCCCCGGCGAGGAAGACGAGAUCGCAGCAGCAGAUAUUCUGACUCAGUUCCUUAUUCAUCGAGCACAUUUGAUUGAUUCGGAAACAGCGCUUCAACCCCUUAUACUCGGCCUUAUCAUACCAUUCUACGAGCACUCUCCCAUCAUUCGAACAUGGCUGAUCUCGAGUCUACUACCUUUGCUUCGACUGAACUAUGAAUUUUACGCCAAUCGUGACGAAACUAUAUCUCUAGAAGUUUUGGAGUCUAUGGACGAUCAAACGGCGGUCAACAUUCUUCUGUCUUUGAUGAGCUCCGAAGAAAGCAAGAUGGAUUUGGUGAACAACUUGAGGGGUCUGAUUGGACCGUGGCUCUAUGGUGGCAAUCGGUCUAAACGGCGAAGACUUAACGAAGCAGCCAAGCAAAACUCUGUUUCUUUUAUCCAAGGUUCUGAGAAAUCCCAGGCAACUGAAUUGGCUGGAUGGGAACACGUGAAUGAAUGGCUACUUUCGCGGAGUCUGGUCGACCGCGACAGUGUCGUGAGUGCCUUCACAAACUGGGAUGGACCAUCAGAUGUGGACUUUGGUGGGUAUGACAAUGCUAGCCGGCAGUUAUCGGAAGAACAGAGGAGAGACUUACGGGUUCGAUACGGACAAUCUGGUCUUGCAGUGGUUUAUGCCCAUGCAGAUUCAUCGACAGCUGUGCUAGAUGGCUCCUUGCAGGUUUUGACGAGGGUCUCCAAGCUUCUCGAGCUUGAAGAAAGUUCGUACCUAGCUCCUGGUACAGAUUUACCAUCUGUGCACUAUGAUGCCGAGUCGAUUUCCUCGACAUCUCGCGCAUCACUAUUACAGAAUUCCCUUCUGAGACCGACGAAUCCUCUUACAAAACCUUCGCCUGCAUCAGUCUCGUUUCUCAGCGCUUUACUUCUCUCUCUUCGUAUAUUGGCCGACCUGGGUCAUCUGAUUCCUUGCCGAGUUGCAGCAAAUAUGUGUCUUCAUAGCACGGAAGAGAUGCAGUUGGCUGAACUCAAAAAUGUGGUGGACUCUACUGUGAAGCAGCCAAAAGCAAGCCGAGACUGGUCCGUGGUUCGGCAACAAUUGCUCUGGCUUCGAGAUUGGCAAGCAGAACAGUCAGACAAUGCCUGGGAUCAACCUUCACCCUACCAUGGGCUUUUCUGGCGGGUCCCACGCGACACGGUUGAGACUGAGAUCUUAAAGGCGCUGCUGGCAGCUAAAGAAUUUCAACUGGCUAUCGAUAAAUAUACCGACUUUAAAAUAGCGCCACUCAAUUCUGUCCAAGUGGAAGCGGCGGUCCAAGAAGCUAUAUUCGCGGCGUAUGACAAUGCAAGCAAUGGGAACCGAACCCGGGGCGGGAUGAAGAGAGCUUACGACAUUUUACAAUCGUUCCAACCACACUUCCCAGAGUCUUCUACAUUCAAACAGAUUCAUGCCCUCAUCGCCGCAACACAUGCACUCUCAUACUAUUCGCUGACCCUGGAACACGGUGUCCCAUUCCAACCUGUCAGCAUUCGUGUCCACCACGAUCCCAUCCUCUUGAUCGAGAAAGUACUCGAGCAAAACCCCAAGAGCUACACCAAACUAGAUGAUCUUCUAUCCAUCGGCCGAAAUCUAGUUUCCGCAGGUGUUCCCACUAAAGCGGCAACACAUGAAGCCGAAGACGAGCCAUCUCACCACAAACCCUCAAAGGAGGAUGCCCUUCUCACCGCAGAACGCCGCAUCACCUCCUUAGCAAUUGCUUCCGCUCUAUCCUUCAACGACUUCGGCACAGCCUACUCUUACAUCCUGACCCGGCUAACGCCACCAUCCCUCCUCUCCACCUCCUCCCCACUUCUAAAGACCCCAACCGUCCCAGACGACAUCACCUGGCGCGCUGUCUACAACGCCGGCCGUUAUCGCGCAGCAACACCCACCCAUCCACCCCCAACCCUCCAAUCCCAAAUCUCCCACCUUUCCCAAAGAAUGGAACUUCUUUCCCUCUCCCUCGUCCUCGUUCCAUCCCCGGACCCCCUCCCAGAAAUCCUCGGCGCCUGGCGCCGCUGCGACGAAGAACUUUCCUCUCUCCGGGCACGCGAACAGCAGGAAGAAGAUCUCUGGGACCGAAAGGGCGACAAAUUGGCCUCCGUGCCAGGCGGGUUCGGCCCCUCAGACUCCGAGCGUGACGCCUUCGACACAGAACAGCAGCGCGCGGCGCGGCAUGCCCGUGCCCGCGCCGCAAUGCCGAACUCCCAUCGCCACGAGGCACCCAUGGGACUUUUCGACGUUGCUCGCGGGGCGGCUCUGGCGCUGCAUAAGAACGCGUUCCCACUGAGGAGCGCUGCUGAUGAGUCGACGAAACGUGCUGCUCCGGUUGAGGAUCGGCCGUUGUCGCCGGAUAGUGAGGGGCGUGUUCGGAAGAGGGACAUGGUCAGCAAUAUGGUGACUGGGGGCUUGGUUAGUGGAAUCGGGUGGGUUCUCGGAGCUGAUCCAGUGAAUAAUAAGUAA